Molecule: messenger RNA, 918 nt
Organism: Penicillium samsonianum
Lineage: Eukaryota; Fungi; Ascomycota; Eurotiomycetes; Eurotiales; Aspergillaceae
Product: F-box protein
Exons: 3
Coding region: 1-918 (305 amino acids)
Molecular function (GO): protein binding
Source: RefSeq, a predicted model, not a curated record
AUGACUGCCCAAGUCUCUUUCUUUAAGCUUCCUCUUGAACUGCUGGAGAUGAUAUUCCAGCACCUGCGACAAUCACCACAUUCCCUUUCCAGUCUUGCGUUAACCUGUCGCCAAUUCCACGCUGUCACAACCCCAGCCCUCUAUUCCUCGAUUUGUUUGAGAAAUACGCUCAGCUCCGAACAGCUUGCACGGACUUUACAGCAAAACUUUUCGCUAUCUUCUCUGGUCCUCGAGCUACAGGUUCACUUCCAUAACACCCAAAUGGAUCCAACCUACGAGUCUCUCCUUGAUGCUAUCUGUGAAAUGCAUAACCUAGAACGCUUGAGCGUGCGCAGCAUACCGCUCCAAGAUAUCUUCGAAUCAACAAACCACAGGUUGCUCACUAUGCUCGGGACAAACAAGAACAAUGUCGAGAUUGAGUCCCCCACUCAAUAUGCAGGACAGAGGCUACGGUCGUUAUAUCUCGGGGCAGCCUUCACAGAUCGGGAUGAAGAUAAAUGGGUGCUUGGUUGCAACGAGAUUGUUUUCUACAUGGAGCAGCUUGAAAAGCUACACAUCCAAGGCGCCGACAUCGAAUCCUUACACCCAAAGCACUUUGCUGCAAGUUUGCCUUCUAAGAAGACAGAACUCAAAGAGCUUGCCUUGCUCAACUGCGAGCUUUCACCAGAUACACUUGGACGGAUCCUCGCCUUUCCCGAGAGUUUUACCCACUUCACAAUGAAAGGCACAUGCCUGGACUUCUAUGAAAGGGACGAGGAAGAGAUCGAGGUGGACUGGGAGAAUGAAAUUGGAUCGUUGCGAGAAUUGGGCGUGGAGCUUUCUAUUGUCUUUCAUCACGGUCCAUCAUUUUCCAUGUCUGAGAACGACAACUGGCCAUGUGAAUGCUGGAUCUAUGAUCUUACGGUGCCUGAGUUGUAG